AAUGGAACAAGAUUGCGAGCCUACCGACAGCCCAGAAGAAAUAGCGGGAAACGAGUAUGAACAAAACGAUGAUAUAAAUGAGGAGAAGGAAGAAGCAGAUUUUGAGUCAACAGAAGAAAGAAAUGACGAUAUUGUCCAAACGGAAACCGAUAAACGCGGGAAAAAUACUAAAGAAGAAAAUGAAAACAAUUUAUCAUCGAUACAGGAAAAAUACGGUAAUCUGAGACAUAAUUUAGAAGAGGCUGUGUCUACGCUUCGGAACAAAAUGGGCAUCUUACAAAUUGAACACUUCAAAGACUUACCGGCUGAUUUCACCCUAAUCGACGAUGUAAAACGCCUGGAAAAUUUGUGUUCCGAUUUUGUAUGUUCCAUUUCGGAUAUUUUUCCUCUGCUUAAGGAUUCAAGGGAAUGUUUGAUGAACAUCAACAAAACGAUCAAUGACAAAAUUACCAACGAAGGACUAUACUCUUGGUUACGUAAUGACUAUACAAAAACAAGCGAUUUAGAAGAGAUUGCACAAGAAAAGAAAGAACUAUCCGAAGCUGCUCAAGCUAGAUUACAACUUGCAGAGGACAAUGCACAAUUAGCAGCUGCUGGUGCAACCGUAUCCAAAUUUCAAACAGAGUUAACCGAGGCUGAAGAAGCCGCUCAGGAAGCUAUCAAAGAAGCAGAAAAAGCUGCCGAGCAAGCUGAACAAGCACGGAUAGCUGCUGAAGAAAAGAGAAAGGCGGAAGAAGAGGCAAGAAAGAAAGCUGAAGAGGAGCAAAGGAAGAAAGAAUUAGAAGAAGCCGAGAAAAAGCGAAAAGAAGAGGAAAUGAAAAGGAAAAGAGAAGAGCAAACGGAGAAUCUAUCACCUGAAGAAGAGGCGAGAAGAAAUCCCGCUAAUUGGCCUAUGUUUAUAUAUUCUAUUGAUCCAGGCGAUCUAGAUAUACCGAUCGGUUGUGUCUUCCGGGCCAUGCAAGAUUCACUUUCAAGGGAAGAUAUUGAAAUUGAAAAACUUAAUCAAAAAGAUGACACCCUAAAAUUAAAUGAAAAUGAAGAACUUGUGGGCCACAUUAUACAACUCAGGUUUACUAAAGACGAUGUCCCACCUCCAGAAGAACCAUAUGCAAUAGCUUUGGCUCACGUUGCGCCAAAAAACCCAACAAGGGAAGUUGUUAUAAAGUCAUUAGACGAAACGACUAAUAAAUGGGUCGAGCUACCAACUAAUGACGUUCAAUUUGAAGAUAUUAAAGAAUACAGAUUUGUCGAGGCAAGAUUGAAAAAUUUGACGAAUUUAGUUGUUGUGACGAAGUUGAAAAGAGAACGUUUCAUAACGACUAAAAAGGGGGGGAAAUUAUAUUCGACUGUCGAUCCCAGAAUCAGUUUGUCAAUUGGCGCCGGUUUGUUUAAAGUCAAUACAAAUAUCGAACUGGAGGUACAACCAGUUGAUUUAGGCCUAAUCAGCGAACUUCGAUUCAAAUAUGAAAGUUGCUCUAACCUUUUGGCCAGUAGUCCAAUAGUUAACUUCUCUCUGUUAAGUAAAAAAUUGUCUAAGCCGAUAUUGGUUGGCGUACCUGUUCACCCAAAUCAUUCAAAGCCAAAAAGACCACAAACCGCUGUUACCAAUGAAAAAGAGAGAAAUACCAAAGCUAGACCCUCCUCUGCAGCUGUUUUACUUUCUACCGAAGAAGAAAAUGAAGAUCUCUUACAUUUAUUAUCGUUUUCAAAUGGUUGUUGGCAAAGCGAACAUGUUGCGUUGAGUCAACCGAAAAAUAAAGACAUUGUAACCUUUGAGAUUAAAGAGACAGUUUUUAAAUUUCUCAUACUAAGAACAAAACGAGGUCACACUGACGUGGAACGCAUAGCACAUACUUUGGAAAAGACAUUGGGUCAAAAAUCAGCCCAAUUAAUUAUCAGACAGAGUAAUGAAAACCUAAAUGAAUUAAUUGUGCAAUGCAUAAACAGCGUGAGCUCAAAGAGAAUAUUAAACAAGUUGAUCGACGAAGGGUAUGAGACAGGUCCCGACCCCAGUAAUGAUUUAAUAAUGAAAGAAGGAGAUGUAAUACGUUUAGGUUUCAGAGGUAACAUAGAACCAGAAGAAAGUUUCGACAACUAUCUGGUUUACAAUAGUCAAAUAAGGGCUAAGUUAAAUUUUCUUGUUACCGAAAUCGACAAAUUUGCUCAAAAGAGUAUCGACUGCUAUAGAGGUUUUGUCCAAUUUUACAGUAAAAAAUUGGUGAAAAAAGCAUUAAACCAGGAAUCAAAAGAUUCUAGUGGAAGGCCAAAGAAUAUUGUCAAAUACGAAGAAGUUGAAGAAGAGGUUUUAUUGGCUGAGUUGCUUGUUAAACUACCUAAGCCAGAUCCUGGACCGCCAAAACCCUUGAAUAAAGCCCCUGUUGGUUUGAAAGCGGAAGGACAUGAUGUCAUUGAUCUCGAAUAUUUGAAGCAUCUGUCAGAAGAAUUAGGCGAAGAGUGGAAGAAAUUAGCAAGUUACCUAAAUGUUAAAAAAGUAAGAAUUCAAGCCAUAAUGCGUAACAAUAUAAACUCGGAGUCAGAAAAUGCUGUUUAUGAUAUGCUCGUGACCUGGGCCAAAAAAGUACCUCGUUCAGUCAACAAAGUAGACGUUCUUUGUACGUCUUUAUUAAGAAUUGGUCGAGCUGAUCUAGUUGAAGAACUCAAAGAUCGAGAUAGCGAUUUUAGAAUAGAGAGAGCUAAAAGUGCUCGCACUUCUAUUCGGCACAAAGCUUUCCUGAAGGUCGCCAAAAAUGGUGAAGUGGCCAAAUCUUGGAAGAAAUUGGCAAAGCAUUUGGGCCUAUCAGACAGUGAGAUAUCGAAUAUCGAUACCUCAUCGGAAGGUAACAGGGAAAAGUGUUUGCAAGCCCUAAAUGCUUGGCAUGAAAAAAAGGGAAGUGAAGAGGCGACUAUCUCCUACUUAGCUAACCAAUUAAAGAGAUGUAGAUUUCGUCUAGUUGCAGACGAAAUUCAAGCGAUAAAGUAA
Molecule: messenger RNA, 2980 nt
Organism: Dimorphilus gyrociliatus
Lineage: Eukaryota; Metazoa; Annelida; Polychaeta; Dinophilidae
Source: the annotation of a GenBank genome assembly